Messenger RNA from Carassius carassius (crucian carp), 1606 nucleotides. RefSeq names its product transmembrane protein 119-like. NCBI's taxonomy places the organism in Eukaryota, Metazoa, Chordata, Actinopteri, Cypriniformes, Cyprinidae. Gene Ontology annotation, cellular component: plasma membrane. The coding region runs from base 877 to 1551 and encodes 224 amino acids. The transcript is spliced from 2 exons. The record is from RefSeq and is a predicted model, not a curated record. Gene Ontology annotation, biological process: positive regulation of bone mineralization; ossification; positive regulation of osteoblast differentiation.
AUGUUAAAUCAUUUAAUAGAAGUCACUUGGAUGUCUUACAUUUUAAAGUCAAUGUGAAAUGUGGUAUGCAACCCAUUUUUAUUUGUUUAUUAAGUUAUAUGAGGUCCUACUAAGCAAGAUAUUUGAAAAUCAGCUGAAAUUACUUGAAAUUAUUAUACUUAAUAUGUUCCAUUCCAUUGGGAAUAAAUUGGAUCAGAAAAAAAGUUGGUGUUCCUUUACAUACCAUAAUUGAGCCAGACCACACAAGAAUGAAAUAAUGCCAAAGUAAUGAAAGUAGCUAAUUAACUCUUAGUUAACAUUUUCCCAUUGCUAUGUGACAUCAGUGGAAAAAUGUAAGUAGUUUCUGAAGAAUAUAAAAAAUUGUGAAAAUAACUUGAGUAUCUGAAACAUGCAAUGAUUAAUGGUUAUAUUGCAUUAAAGUAGAUGGGUCAAUUUAUUUUAUAUUUUUUGACCAAUUCAUGACGGUUCAAUCUCUGAUGUUAGUAAAGAAAAAUAACAGGAUGUGAAGCUAUGUUUACAUCCUAAUAUGUUAUUUUGGAACAUCUGACUUCUUCUUAGUUUGGUGAAUGUAGCUGGAUUGUCCUUGUCCCAUGCAUCCAUUCGUGUUCUAGAAGAGAGAAAGAAAAGGACCGAAAAAGGGAGGAGAUGGAGCAAGAGGGGAGGGAAAUGUGUUUGUGCAAAUAUCUAGAGUUUUUUAAGGAAAACCCACACAUUCAGAAGCUUCCAUAAGCCUUUCCGGACAACACAGAGGCAGCUAUUUUUCUUCCACAACUGUAUUGGUCUUUAUUUAUUUUGCCUACAGUACCUGUAGCUUGAAGUGUUGGGGUCAAAGUGCAUCAGAGAAAGGAAGUAAAUCCAGCAGUCUUUAGAGGAAGUAUGUCACUCUCUCUGCACUUUGUUUUUCUGCUCCUGACUGCUCUUUGGGGCAGCAGUUGCUUCGCCAAGCCCGCCCCAUUCAACGUGUCCAUGGAGGGUAGUGGGGAUGAACCCGAACUCAUCUUUCCCAUUGCUCGUACCACCCAUGGUCCUCCAUCCCCCCCGCCACCUCCCAACAUAACAGCCACUUUCAUCCGCAUCAAAGACUUCCUUUUCAACCAGGUGGUGGACUUCCUGAAGGAGAACUUGCUUCUCAUCAUUGUCGUGACCUCUCUGUUGGUAGUCAUCAUCUUCAUCGUCUGCUGUGCUUCAGCGAUGAGCCACAAACGCAAGCUUGAGGCCUACUAUCCUCCGAAGACCUACACACCCAGGAAAUACAUGAGUCAACCUAGUAAAGAUGUGGAGAAACCACAUAACCAGAUUCAGGAUGGUAAGACAACAACUGCAAAGACCCUACGAGAACCCACCAAAGCAUUGGUGGGUGAGAAGGAUGGAAAAGACCCCCGGCCAAAGCCAAAAGAGGUCCAAAAGGUGGAGGAUGUUGAAGUGGUGGAGAUGCAGAAAGAUGAGCCCAAGAAGAAAGAGGAGCAUCAGCCAACCACCUCAAAUGUCACCUCCAGUCAGCCGCUGGUCUGUACGUGUCACCUCAGAAAGGCCAAUCACAACACAGCGUGAGAGCUUUUUCUGAACCUGCAAGAAUGAGCUGGAUUCCAAAAUGUUUCUAUAUAAA